Castor canadensis (American beaver) is the source of this 453-nucleotide messenger RNA. Its product is annotated as peptidyl-prolyl cis-trans isomerase A-like. Lineage: Eukaryota; Metazoa; Chordata; Mammalia; Rodentia; Castoridae. The record is from RefSeq and is a predicted model, not a curated record. Gene Ontology annotation, cellular component: cytoplasm. Gene Ontology annotation, biological process: protein folding; protein peptidyl-prolyl isomerization. Gene Ontology annotation, molecular function: cyclosporin A binding; peptidyl-prolyl cis-trans isomerase activity.
AUGGUCAACCUCACGGUGUUCUUCCAUAUUACCAUCGAUGGUGAGCCCUUGGGCUGCAUCACCUUCAUGCUUUUUGCAGACAACUUUCAUGCUCUGAGCACUAGAGAGAAAGGACUUGGUUUUAAGGGUCCUUGCUUUCACAGAAUUAUUCUAGGGUUCAUGUGCCAGGGUGGUGACUACACACACCACAACAGCAAUGGCUGCAAAUCCAUCUACAGAGACAAAUUUGGUGAUGACAACAUCAUCGUGAAGUAUAUGCAUCCUGGCAUUUUGUCCAUGGCAAUUGCUGGACAAAAUAUAAACAGUGGCCAGGCGCCAGUGUGCCCAGAUGGUGAGCGUGCAGUCUUUGGGAUGAUGAAGGAGGGCAUGAAUAUCGUGGAAGCUAUGGAGGGGUUUGGGUCCAGGAAUGGCAAGAUCAGCAAGACCACGAUUGCUGACUGUGGACAACUCUAA